Molecule: messenger RNA, 6085 nt
Organism: Procambarus clarkii (red swamp crayfish)
Lineage: Eukaryota; Metazoa; Arthropoda; Malacostraca; Decapoda; Cambaridae
Product: multidrug resistance-associated protein 1
Biological process (GO): transmembrane transport
Cellular component (GO): membrane
Molecular function (GO): ATP hydrolysis activity; ATP binding; ABC-type transporter activity
Source: RefSeq, a predicted model, not a curated record
CGGCGAGGGAGCCUGGCAGGCAGCGGCCAGGCUCUCAGUAGUGGCACUGGCACCAUGGCCCACCCCGGACCACUACACGCAUUCUGCGGCUCCCAACUCUGGGAUACAAACCUUACAUGGACUGCUGAAACUCCUGAAUUCACAUCCUGUUUUGUGCGGACUAUACUGGUGUGGAUACCUUGUGGGUUUUUGUGGGUGUUCGCUCCAUUGCAGACUCACUAUGUCCUUUGCAGCGUGGAUAGGCAUAUUCCAUGGACAUGGCUCAACAUCUCCAAACUAGUUGGGUCUGCGCUCCUGUUAAUUAUUCAAUUUAUCGAUUUUUUUUAUGCUGUCCACAAAUGGAGAAUUGGAGAGGAUGUAUUUUGUGUUGAUUUUAUUACUCCGUUGCUUAUAUUUGCCUCGAUAUUAUUUCAGGCAGCCUGGGUGUUGAUAGAGAAGAAACGAGGAAUCCAGAGCUCUGGCUACCUUUUCAUGUUCUGGUUACUAGUGGUGGUUUGUGCCAUCCCCGAGUACGGCAGCCAUUUCAUCGCCCUCAUGGCAUCUGGCACAGGUUCCUUUAGCUUUGGUACCUUCAUGGUGUACUUUCCAGUAGUUGUGCUAAUGCUUAUCUUCAACUGCUUUGGUGAUGCCCCUCCACUGUAUGUCGACUACCCUAAAGGAGAGAAGCCAUGUCCAGAGCCUGGGGCAUCAUUCCUCAGUAGAAUAACAUUCUUCUGGAUGGAUAUGUUUUUUUGGAGGAGUUACAAAACACCUGUGAAGGAAACCGAUCUUUGGGAUUUAUCUUAUGAAAAUACUUCACGCACAGUAGUCUCAGCAUGGGACAAAUACUGGAAAAAAACUACAGCAGAAGCUUACAAAAAGGGUGAAUCUCGCACAUCGGCCACCUGCACCAAUAAUGCUACUCACAUAGAAAUCACAGGCAUUGCAGGGAACAAGGAGCAAUAUCUCUCCAUUUUACCCACUAUGGUGCGCAUGUUUGCACCCUCAUUUCUCAUGGGUGCCUUCCUCAAGCUCAUCCAUGAUAUACUGCAAUUCCUUAGUCCUCAGAUUCUCAGUUUAUUAAUAAAGUUUUCUGAAAGUGAAGAGGAUGAACCCAUGUGGCAUGGAUACAUGUAUGCUAUUCUGAUGCUGGUGUGUGCACAACUGCAGUCCCUCAUGCUUGGUCAAUAUUUUAUGAGGAUGAUGCUAGUAGGGCUUCGGAUACGAACAGGAGUUAUCUCUGCAAUUUAUCGCAAGGCAAUGAAGAUAUCCAAUUCUGCUAGAAAAGAGUCGACAGUUGGAGAGAUAGUAAACUUGAUGUCAGUUGAUGCUCAGCGAUUCAUGGAUCUCACAACCUACGUGAACAUGAUAUGGUCUGCACCACUACAAAUAUCUAUAGCUCUUUACUUCCUCUGGGACCUUCUAGGUCCAUCUGUAUUGUCUGGCUUGGCAGUUAUGAUUGUGCUUAUUCCAGUGAAUGGAGCUGUUGCAAAUAAAAUGAAGCAGCUACAGGUCAAGCAAAUGAAGAGCAAAGAUCAACGUGUGAAGCUUAUGAAUGAGAUUCUUAAUGGUAUUAAGGUUCUGAAACUAUAUGCUUGGGAACCUUCAUUUGAAGAUCAAGUGAUUGCUGUACGCAAUAAGGAAGUAGGUAUUCUGAAGCAAACAGCUGUCUUGAAUGCUUGCACAAGUUUCAUCUGGACUUCUACACCUUUUCUGGUCUCCCUAGCCACUUUUGCUACAUUCAUUAAUUUGUCCCAAGAAAAUAUUCUGGAUGCAAAAACGGCAUUCGUGUCUCUUGCUUUGUUCAAUCUUCUCCGCUUUCCUAUUGCUAUGUUACCCAUGCUCAUCUCUAACAUAGUGCAGGCCAAUGUCUCGCUUAAAAGGAUGAACAAAUUUAUGAAUGCUGAUGAGCUGGAUCCAAACUGUGUAUCAAGAGAUUAUUUAGAGAAUAAACCUAUUGUAAUUGAAAAUGGAACCUUUGCAUGGGGUCAUGGUGAAGAAGACAGUAAACCAGUGCUUAAGGGCAUUAAUAUGAGUGUGCCCGAGGGCUCACUGGUUGCUGUUGUUGGGAGUGUUGGUGCGGGCAAGUCUUCCCUCUGCUCGGCAGUUCUUGGAGAAAUGGAAAAAAAGUCAGGAAAAGUAAAUGUUAAGGGUCAUAUUGCAUAUGUUUCUCAACAACCCUGGAUUCAGAAUGCCACACUGGAAAACAAUAUUCUGUUUACAAAGACGAAAGAACCAAAUCGUUACAAUUUGUGUGUGAGAGCAUGUGCAUUACAGCCUGAUUUGGACAUGCUUCCAGGAGGUAAUCAAACUGAAAUUGGAGAAAAAGGCAUCAACCUGAGUGGAGGCCAAAAGCAGCGUGUCAGUCUGGCUCGUGCUGUAUAUGCCGAUGCUGACAUAUACCUCCUUGAUGACCCUCUCAGUGCUGUGGAUUCACAUGUGGGAAAGCACAUAUUUGAACAAGUGAUUGGACCUACAGGGCUCUUGAAGAACAAGACUCGCUUGUUGGUGACCCAUGGUUUGACAUAUCUACCUCAAGUAGACAAGAUAAUUGUCUUAAGCAAUGGAGUUAUCACUGAAGAAGGAACCUACAGAGAAUUGUUAGAAAGAAAAGGAAAAUUCCAAGAAUUUCUCCUCCAGUAUUUAUCUGAGGUAUCAGAAGAAGAUGAUCCCUUAGAAGAUCUGGAAGACAUCAGACAACAAUUGGAGAGUUCUCUGGGCAAAGAGGUAAUAGAGAAACAGCUGUUCCGGCAGAAGAGAGAGAGUGAGAGUGAAGGCAGUGCAGAGAGGGACAACAAAGAUGGUUACCAUCGACGGGGCAGUAAAAAGAUCAGUGAAUCAGAGAAGGUGCCGUCAGAUGUGAAGCCUGGAGAUAAAAUUAUUGAAGCUGAGAAAGCCGAGACUGGAAAGGUCGACUUUGGCGUGUAUCGGUAUUAUAUCCAAGCCAUUGGUGUUUGGUCCACUGUGUUGACACUUGUGUUUUAUGUAUUUUCUCAAGCCUCUACAUUGGGCUCUAAUGUAUGGCUCUCAGUGUGGGCUGAAGAUACUGACAAUGAUACCAAAACAAGAGACAUGUAUCUUGGGGUCUAUGGAGCUUUAGGUUUCGGACAAGUCAUUGGUGACUUAUUUGCUGAGAUAAAAAUCUCAGUCAUGAUGGUAGAAGCAUCUGCAAUUGUUCAUCAAAAGUUGCUGCACAAUGUGCUGAGACUCCCACAAACAUUCUUUGACUCAGUCCCAGUUGGUCGACUCCUCAGUCGAUUUUCUAAGGAUGUAAAUAGCAUGGACGUCGUGUUACCCGAUUUGAUGAAUGAGUUUACCUAUUGUGCUCUUGAAGUGCUAUCAACAUUUUUGGUAAUAAUCUACUCGACUCCUAUCUUUGUUGUGGUUAUGUUGCCAACCAUGAUCAUCUACUACCUUGUUCAGAAUUUGUAUGUGGCCACAUCUAGGCAGCUGAAGCGCAUUGAAUCAGUUUCCCGUUCCCCCAUCUACUCUCACUUCCAGGAGAGCAUACAAGGGGCAUCAACCAUCCGAGCAUACAGUAAGAAGCAGGAGUUCAUCUUAGAAUCUGAGAGAAGAGUUGAUUCCAAUCAGAUUUGUUACUACCCAAGUGUGAUGGCAAACAGAUGGUUGGCAAUUCGCCUGGAGACCAUUGGCAAUAUAUUGACAUUUUCUGCAGCUGCAUUUGCUGUCAUGAGUCGAGGCAGCAUCAGUGGUGGGAUAGUGGGAUUAUCUGUCAGCUAUGCACUAUCUGUAACACAAACUCUAAACUGGCUGGUUCGUAUGUCUUCUGAUGUGGAGAUCAACAUAGUAGCUGUAGAACGCAUCAAAGAAUAUACAGAAACUCCACAGGAGGCACCAUGGGACAUACCCAGUAAUAAGCCUCACAAGGAGUGGCCUGAAGCAGGAGUUGUAGAAUUUAAUCAGUAUUCUACUCGAUACCGUGAGGGGCUUGAUUUGGUAGUGAGGAACAUCGAUUGUAAGAUAACAAGAGGAGAAAAGAUUGGAAUUGUUGGAAGAACUGGUGCUGGUAAAUCAUCGCUGACAUUAGCUCUUUUCCGGAUCAUAGAAGCAGCUGGAGGGAAUAUCAUCAUUGACAACAUCAACAUUUCUAAGAUAGGUCUACAUGAUUUGCGGGGCCGACUUACCAUAAUUCCUCAGGAUCCUGUGCUGUUUAGUGGUACACUGCGCAUGAACCUUGAUCCCUUCAGUAAAUAUGAUGAUAGCAAGGUAUGGUCAGCACUGGAGCAGUCUCAUCUCAAGGAAUUUGUAUCUGGUCUACCAAACGGUCUUCAAUAUGAAGUGUCAGAAGGUGGAGAAAACCUCAGUGUUGGUCAGAGACAGUUGGUUUGUCUUGCACGAGCACUUUUACGCAAAACACGUGUUCUCAUCUUGGAUGAGGCGACAGCUGCAGUCGACUUGGAAACCGACAACCUCAUUCAGCAAACUAUACGACGAGAGUUUGCAGAUUGUACUGUGAUCACCAUUGCCCAUAGACUGAAUACGAUUAUGGACUCAACAAGGAUUCUCAUACUGGAUAAAGGAGAGAUCAAGGAAUUAGGCACCCCAGCAGCCCUCCUUAAUAAGAAGAAUUCACUAUUCUAUUGUUUGGCAAAGGAUGCUGGCAUUAUUUGAUAACUUUUACAUGAUAAAUGCAUAAAUUUAGUGUUCAUCAUUGUACUGGAUAUGUACAGUAAUGUGAUAUUUGUACAUGUCAUAAAAAUUAAGGUGUGAUUUUAUAAUUGAAUGAUGUAUUAAUUAAUUUACACUUUUACUGCAUUGAAUUUUAAUGAGGCCUGAUUUUUUUAUAUAUAAUAAAAAACAUGUCUUCAACAUUAAUUUGACUUCAUUAUGGUUGGAGAAUUAAAAAAAUUGUGUUCACUCUUUAAUGAAAGUUAACACUUUUGCGCUCGGGCAAGCAAGCACCCGACCACCCCAAGGUGGGCCGGGUAUUCCAUGGGAGCGCACAGUUUUCAAUUUUGGUUUUCACUCUUUUCAAUUUCGUCACGUCAAUUCUCAUCCUAGGUUUUUCAUUUUGGUAUCAAUGUGUUUGCAAUAAAAUUCCCUACAGGAAUAUAUGCAUAUAGUCCAAAAGCAAGGCAUAUCAUCUGCACCAAACUGAGAAAUUGGCAGCGCAUUACCCAUGAGUGCACAAGAGUAAUAACAUGUGUAUACACUCUUUUUUUCACUUUGGUCACCUCAAUUCUUGUCCUAGGUCUUUCAUUUUGGUAUCUAUGUGUUCGCAAUAAAAUUCCCUACAGGAGUAUAUGCAUAUAAUGUCUAAAACCAUGGAGCACCCUUCCCGCAGCCAAGCCAAAAGCAGGCCGAGCUUUUUUUAUUUUUGACACACCGAUGCGUCAUUCCCACACAUUCGUCUAAUAAUUUUUUUGACGUCAUGCUGUGUCGUGCCCAGGAGAAAGCGUUUAAUACUCUCAUGGAUAGAAUAUGUGGCUAUACACAUGAUUUUAUUCAUUUCACAUGGGAAAAGCUGUACAGAAAAUAAAUGGGAAUGAAAAAAAUAUUACUGUACAUGGCAAUUACCCAGAACACCUUUUUUAAUUUAGCACUACCAGUACUGAUGUGUACACUUCUUCUGGCAGGUACCCCUUAGUAGCUCUUUGUACCUAAGGCUGGUACCUGUGGUACCAGCCUUAGCCCCAAACAUCCAGCCUUUGAGAUCUGUCCAUCACUUUCCCGAAGCCAGGAAGUCGUCUUCAGGAUGGGGUCUCGGUCUUUGUUUCUAUUUCCCACAUCCUCCUGUUUUGUUGUCUUCUUCUGCUGCAGCUAUGGUUAUCAUUCCCAGGGUGUUUGCACUGCUCCAAUGAGUCAUGGCUUCAAAUGUUUUUUGGACCAUUGUGCCUGCAGGCUCUCCUUUCCUUGGAGGUGAGUAUAUCGAAGGUUUUGGUGGUGGCUGCUGCAUUUAUUCAGCACUUCAAUGGAUGUUUGGGUGCAAUGGCAGUCCCAAUUCCAGCUUUUAAGUCUACCAACUCUGCAAAAAUGAUCGUUUGUCAAGGGGGGUGCCUAAGUUCCUUCAAGCAGUUGCUUGUUCUGUUGUGCCUAUACUUUCUGUUUUUGUUUUUUCUAGUUUUGUGGUUGGUCUACAACCUCC